Paramuricea clavata is the source of this 2875-nucleotide messenger RNA. The record is from the annotation of a GenBank genome assembly. NCBI's taxonomy places the organism in Eukaryota, Metazoa, Cnidaria, Anthozoa, Malacalcyonacea, Plexauridae.
CUGGUACAUCAGUCGAUAACAUAUCUUAUUGGAGGCUUCCAUACAACUGGGAACAGUAAGUACCGGUAGUAAUUUAUUAUAAUUUAUUUAAUAUAUCGAGUAAAAUGUAGCAUCAGGAAUAAGCAAUAUUACUGGAAAUUAAGAAAGAUGAUUUCAUGCAAAGACGCCCGUCGCGUUCUUAUAAUCUCCCUUUUUCCUGAUAACAUACAUUAUCUUCUCCAACUUCUUACUACCAGGAAGUAAUGACAGUGCUGCUAUCUGAGACCAACCUCGUUCCCAGGCUCUUAGCCUGGGAACGAGGUUGAUCUGAGACAAGACAGCAUCUUGAGUUGUUUCUUUUUAGCCUUGGCGUGGUGUUUAUAUUUUCUGGCGACACACGAGGAAGUCCAAGAAAAAUUGUACCAAGAAUUUGUUGAUGUUUUGGGAGACGAAACUAUUACAGCGCAGAUUUUACCACAAUUGAAGUAAGUAACAAGUUUAAUAUUUUCUAUAUCGGUGGGUCAUGCACAAAAUUGCUACAAAAUUCACAAACUUCCUUUAAAAAUUAUUUUAAACUCACAAUUGAAGAGAAAAUGUCGCGGUGAAAGCCUCAAUCUCAAAAUCUCAAGAAUUUUGGUUGUGAUUUGAAAAUCACAAGUCAAGUACCGGGUACGCGUGCGGUAAACCAACAAUCAGAGUUCUAUUAACCUUCCCUCUCAAUAUGAACUCCCAUCUCGAAUAACCCUCCCCUUUUGGAAAUAAAGGAAUUUAUUAUAAAGCAUCAAGACUUGUGUAUCGCGCUUGAUAGAAGUGAGUGCAGAUGGGUUUAAGUAGAUCUACAUACAUAACCAUUCCGUUUUUAAACUCCUUCCCCCCCCCCCCCCCCCUUUCGCAAAAAAGAAACAUGAUUGCACCGUAUACUGGUUUGAUUUAUUAAUUUUCAUUUCCUGUACAUCACUCGGUAGAAAUUCGUCCUUGUGAUGAUGGAGAAUGUAGGCUUGCAGAUCAAUUUCCAAAUCCCAAAAUCUCUAACUAUAAUACUUGUGGCGUUAUUUCAAGAAACCAACACAGAAAGUCAUCCAAUGUCACCAAUCGUUUUGAUUUCCAGAUAUUGCAGACAAGUGACUGAUGAAACAAUUAGGUGCUGUGUAAUUGCUCCUUGGGCAGCCAGAUAUGCUGACUAUGAUCUACAGAUUGGAGAACACAUUAUACCAAAAAAGGUCUAUUGCAAUGUUUUACUAAUUACUCUAGUUCUUUGAACUGACAAAGAAUACAAAAAGAUCGUUUUAUUGCACGUUUACUGUGUCUGUCUGUAAACUAACAAAUGUGUAAUGUUCUAUGUACUAGUUAAAACAUGAGCAGCCGAUCUUAAUUUGAAUUUAAUGAAUUCGCCAAUGAAUAUUUACAUUUUCAAUGACAGGUGAAGGACACAGAACCAUUAGUCCCAAUUGAAAUCCUACACCCAAAUAUAUACAAACUCGUCGAAUUUAAUUAUUUUAGAUGUCGAAUUUUGCAUGAACAUAAUUGAAACUAUUGAAUUGGACACAUGCAAAAUGCGACGUUUGAAACACAGGCCUAAGACACAGGAAACAUAAACUGCCACUAAAGCAUUACUGGUCAAAUUACGUUUAGUACAAGCACGGACGACUGACCCCAGAGAUAUUUUCUGAUAACAGGUUCCCAGAUUUAGGAAAGGCAGAGACUACUAGCCCAGGCAUCAUUAAAAUGAUUUGCCUGGACUAGCCUGGCAAAAACCAGAAUAUAUACGGGCUAGGACUGCAGCUCCCAUCUGCCAUCGUAAUUAAUUCACCGUCGUCAACAAUCGAUUACAAUCGAUUAAUCAUAUUGCAUAAAUCUAGGCUCAAUGUCGUUUCCAUGUUUCAUGUUUUUAAAAUUUUUUUGACAGCCAAAGGGAACGCUAGUGGUAGCAGAGAAAUAAGAAAAACAAGUCGCAUUUGUCAUUUGAUCACUUCGACAAUACUCGUAAUUUUUUCCAUAAAGUUAUCUAGGUCACUAGGUGUAAUACCAUGCACGGCUGUUUAUUCAUUCAAUUAUUAAGAAUAAUUGAUUGGUCGGGAUCAGCCCUAGCUUGGCAUUUCUUUGACUUUUUAUUUAUCUUUGAUCUUUUUAGACUCCUAUAAUUACCGCGAUUGGUGUUGUCCAUAAAGAUGAAGCAAUAUGGCCAGAUCCAGACAAGUAUGGGAUGAAUAUAUAUCAUACUUCCUUUAUAGAGUGAUUUCCAAGCAAUAAACACAUUUGGCGAGAUCGUACUGUACAUGCCGAUAGGCCAUUUCGAUAGGCGAUAGAGACGUUCAGAUUUUGCCUCCGCUACCUCUCACAGGCUUAAUACACAUUUGAUUGGUUAUCGAACAUUUCAUGCAAACGCAUCUGAUUGGUUAUUAGUCCAUAAAUGGUAGCGGUAGUAGAAGUCAAAUAUGAACGUCUCUAAUUAGUAAGCUUCGACUUGGUGUUAUCGUUCUUGACAGUAACAUCGUAAUUCAAAACUGGUCUGUUGGUUUGGUCAACAUCGUUUAGCAUGUAUAUUUUUGUGUGUAGCCACAUUUUCGUAACAAAGGAACAUUUCAUUUCGACUCAAAUGAAUGCCCAUUUUUUUAAUAAAUCAAUUUUACUUUCAAUGCUUUUCAGGUUUGAUCCAGAACGUUUCAGUGAGAAGGAAGUUAAAACACGUCAUCCCAUGGCUUUUCAGCCCUUUGGCUUUGCUGGCAAACGUAAAUGUCCUGGUUAUCGUUUUUCGAACGCUGAGCUUGCUGUAGUUCUUUCUGUGUUAUUGCGUCGUUUUAAAAUUCACUUGGUGGAUGGCCAGGUGGUUGAACCUGAGUACGCGUUGGUGACGCAACCCAAGGAGGAAAUUUGGAUCACUGUAACAAAGCGAUAG